UUUCUGCCCAGCAAAAUGGAGAAGAGGACCAAUUUGGAAGCCCUGCAGAAAAAACUGGAAGAGUUGGAACUUGAUGAGCAGCAGCGGAAACGCCUGGAGGCCUUUUUGACCCAGAAGCAAAAAGUGGGGGAACUGAAGGACGACGACUUUGAGAAGAUCAGCGAACUGGGCGCAGGCAAUGGUGGCGUGGUCUUCAAAGUCUCGCACAAGCCUUCGGGACUCAUUAUGGCCAGGAAGUUAAUCCAUCUUGAGAUCAAGCCGGCAAUUCGCAACCAGAUCAUUCGGGAGCUCCAAGUCCUGCAUGAAUGCAACUCUCCCUACAUUGUGGGGUUUUAUGGAGCAUUUUACAGCGACGGCGAGAUCAGUAUUUGCAUGGAGCACAUGGAUGGCGGAUCCUUGGAUCAAGUCCUGAAAAAGGCUGGCAGAAUACCAGAGCAGAUUCUUGGCAAAGUUAGCAUUGCUGUCAUAAAAGGACUAACGUAUUUGCGAGAAAAGCAUAAGAUCAUGCAUAGAGAUGUGAAGCCCUCCAAUAUCCUGGUAAACUCGAGAGGAGAAAUCAAGCUCUGUGAUUUUGGGGUCAGUGGACAGCUGAUUGACUCCAUGGCCAACUCUUUUGUGGGAACGCGAUCUUACAUGUCGCCAGAAAGACUGCAGGGGACUCACUACUCGGUGCAGUCAGACAUCUGGAGCAUGGGGCUCUCCCUCGUAGAAAUGGCCAUUGGCAGGUACCCGAUCCCUCCGCCCGAUGCAAAGGAGCUGGAGCUCAUGUUUGGGUGUCCCGUUGGGGCCGACUAUCCUGUCUCAGAGACGUCUCCCCGGCAGAGGACACCAGGCCGACCCAUGAGCGCUUAUGGUUCAGACAGCCGACCACCCAUGGCCAUCUUUGAGCUCCUGGACUACAUAGUCAAUGAGCCCCCUCCAAAGCUGCCAAGCAGAGUCUUCACUCCAGAAUUCCAAGAUUUUGUGAACAAAUGCUUGAUCAAGAAUCCAGCUGAGAGAGCAGAUCUAAAGCAGCUUAUGGUCCACGUUUUCAUUAAAAGAUCGGAAGCGGAGGAGGUGGACUUUGCGGGCUGGUUGUGCUCCACCAUCGGCCUUAACCAGCCCAGCACCCCAACCCACGUUGGCGGACUCUGAGUCUCCCGUCACGGUACAAAGAACCCACCAAGCGCUGCUGCUAUGCAACUUUCAUUCCAUGGGGGAGGCGGACGAGGAGCUGCUCACUCCAGACCCACUGACGUGCACUGGGGGGAGCAUGGCACGUGGCACAUCGGUGUUCCCAGCCACCUCCCACUGUUUAAAGCCAUGCUGUUUCGGUCCCGUUUUCUUUUUUUUCCCCUGUCUACUAAAAGUAUUUUGCUGCCCCCACCCCGCUUCCGUGCUGCUCCUUCUCAGCUUGUUGUGCCAAAUUCUUUUCCAGGUCAAGCUCCCUUUCACGGCUCUGUGUGAACAGCUGUUGUGUUUGAUUAUUUCCCUGUUAACUGACCAAAUGUGAUGCUUUCAGCUGCCAGUAUGCAAAGUUGGGGUGAAUGGUGGAUACCCUCCCAUUGUGGGAAACCUUGCUGGACGUAUCGCUGUCCCAGCCUUUGCAGAGUUGUUCUGUGACCCUUGUGUAACUUGGUGGUCCUCUUAAGCUUUGCUUAGCCAGCCCAGGACAGAACAGUUAGGGGGUGCCUUGAAUGAGACGAUCCCCAACAUGGAUUUCUCGCCACUAAGUUGAGAUGGAAGUUAUGAAGAACCUUUGGGUCCUGAGCUCUCGGGAAAAUGUUGGUGGGCCUCAGCCUGAGUAGGGGGGUCUUUUCGUCCUUCCCUUCCAGGUCAACAUAAACACACCUGUUGACACUUUUAUUUAUUUGCCUUGCUGGAUAUUUUGGGAUUGCUUAAUGGCAUCCAUCUCCUUCAUCUGUUAAUUUGGUAUCUGUCUGUUGAGCAUGGAUGGUAGAAAACUCUCUGGCAGAAUCAAAGCCGUUUCUUUCUCUCUUUCUUUUAAAGGCAUCAGAAUAAUUAUUUCCCUUCCAGGACAGCUGAGGUUGGUUAUGACAAAAUUUGUGCAUACUUUGUGUUUGAAAAUUAUUUUAAUCAUUUUACUCUUUCAGAUGUUGAGCAACUGCAUCUUACAUGAAUAAAUGUCACAAAAUCACUUCAGAGAGUUGUGGGUUUUUAAAAAUUGCUAUUAGCUGGUCGGCUUUAAGAUGGACUUCAUGGCGUUUUUGGGGUGGGGGGAGGAGAUAACCUCUAGGCUUAUCUCUGCAUCUGGCAUCCCAUGUAUGAUCUUGGAAAAAGGAUCUGCAAACACUC
Messenger RNA from Python bivittatus (Burmese python), 2295 nucleotides. The record is from RefSeq and is a predicted model, not a curated record. NCBI's taxonomy places the organism in Eukaryota, Metazoa, Chordata, Lepidosauria, Squamata, Pythonidae.